AAAAAAAUAAAAUAACCUAUUUCGAGUUGUCGUAACAAUAAUAACUUUUCCCAGUUGGCGUUUGAAUGUGUUUCUAUAAGUUACCGUUAUUGUAUUGAAUAUGGUGUACACAGAGGAGUAUCUCAAGGAAAAACUUACCAAGGAACUGGAAGCCGUUCAUGUCGAAGUUGUAGAUGAAAGUGACGGCUGUGGCGGCAAGUUCGUGGCCUUGAUUGUCUCUGACAAGUUCCAGGGGAAACCUCUGCUAGCCCGUCAUAGGCUAGUGAACUCAGUACUGCAAGAGGAACUGAAAACCAUUCACGCAUUCACUCAAAAGACGUUAACAGUUGAUCAAUGGAAAGCUCAAAACUAGUUAUAAUAUUGUUGUCAACCAUUACACUGAUGUUCUAGUC
Messenger RNA from Vanessa atalanta (red admiral), 392 nucleotides. Its product is annotated as bolA-like protein 2. The coding region runs from base 101 to 352 and encodes 83 amino acids. Gene Ontology annotation, molecular function: 2 iron, 2 sulfur cluster binding. Gene Ontology annotation, cellular component: cytosol; nucleus. The transcript is spliced from 3 exons. NCBI's taxonomy places the organism in Eukaryota, Metazoa, Arthropoda, Insecta, Lepidoptera, Nymphalidae. Gene Ontology annotation, biological process: intracellular iron ion homeostasis. The record is from RefSeq and is a predicted model, not a curated record.